Messenger RNA from Exophiala viscosa, 246 nucleotides. RefSeq lists its product as uncharacterized. The record is from RefSeq and is a predicted model, not a curated record. The coding region runs from base 1 to 246 and encodes 81 amino acids. NCBI's taxonomy places the organism in Eukaryota, Fungi, Ascomycota, Eurotiomycetes, Chaetothyriales, Herpotrichiellaceae. The transcript has 2 exons.
AUGUCUAACUACCAGCCAACCGAGCACGACGGUCUCCGCCAGGACGGCCAGCCAGACAAGCGCACUCAGCAGACUGAGUUCGCCUACGGCAAAGUCGACCCCGUUGAGGCCGGCAAGCAGGGAGGUCACUCCAGCGGUGGUAGUGCCUCGGAUGGUUCCGAUGCUCCCCAGGGCGCAGCCCAUCAGGGAGGUGAUGGUCUCAGAAAGGAUGGCCAGCCUGAUCAGCGAUUGAAGCAGAACCAGUAA